GGCAGCCAUUGAGGAGCGGCAGGUUAGUGAAGCCCAGCGCGAGUACCAUCAGCUGCCAUCUGGACUCUUGGGGCCCCAGUGCAGCUCGGGGCCAUGGCUCUGCGCUACCCCAUGGCCGUGGGCCUCAACAAGGGCCACAAGGUGACCAAGAACGUGAGCAAGCCGAGGCACAGCCGCCGCCGCGGGCGCCUCACCAAGCACACCAAGUUCGUGCGGGACAUGAUCCGGGAGGUGUGCGGCUUUGCCCCUUACGAGCGGCGGGCCAUGGAGCUGCUCAAGGUCUCGAAGGACAAGCGGGCCCUCAAGUUCAUCAAGAAAAGGGUGGGGACACACAUCCGUGCCAAGAGGAAGAGAGAGGAGCUGAGCAAUGUCCUGGCCGCCAUGAGGAAGGCGGCAGCCAAGAAGGACUGAGCCCUUCCCCUCUGUGCACAAUAAAACUUUUCCAGAAA
Molecule: messenger RNA, 449 nt
Organism: Physeter macrocephalus (sperm whale)
Lineage: Eukaryota; Metazoa; Chordata; Mammalia; Artiodactyla; Physeteridae
Gene: RPL36
Product: ribosomal protein L36
Exons: 4
Coding region: 94-411 (105 amino acids)
Biological process (GO): cytoplasmic translation
Cellular component (GO): cytosolic large ribosomal subunit; ribosome
Molecular function (GO): structural constituent of ribosome
Source: RefSeq, a predicted model, not a curated record